Doryrhamphus excisus (bluestripe pipefish) is the source of this 1777-nucleotide messenger RNA. Its product is annotated as fibroblast growth factor-binding protein 1-like. Gene Ontology annotation, molecular function: growth factor binding. Gene Ontology annotation, biological process: cell-cell signaling. NCBI's taxonomy places the organism in Eukaryota, Metazoa, Chordata, Actinopteri, Syngnathiformes, Syngnathidae. The record is from RefSeq and is a predicted model, not a curated record.
CUUGCUCCUUGUGCAUUCACGACGAACAUGUGAGUUUCUUACCCAGUACAAAACUGUUACAUCGUAGAAGUUCCACCAAAGUUUCCUUCUUGGUUUUUAUUACUCUCAGUAACUUAGUGUUCGUAACAUGUUCUGGCGUAACAUGUUUUGUCGUAACAUGUUCUGUUAAUACUUUAAUUGCAUAUUAAGCUCUCGAUCACGCGCUGGUCACGUGUCCAUGGUGUUAGUGCAAUGACUUAGGUUUACCGCUAGACGGCCCCAGAGACUCCAAUCCUUUGAAAGCUCUCUGAGUUAAUGCAGUAUUGUGUUGUAUUGGCCAAUGCACAAGUAAUACUUGUAUUGUACUACAAUACUUUGUAUUGUAGAGCAGAUAUUGUCAUUUUAUAUUGACAAUAUCUACACACUACCGUAGAUUUUUACCGUUUAUUUGUAGUAUGCCUCAUGCGUAUUCUAUUUCCUACCAAUGUUGUAUUGCAUAGUUCCUAAAGCCAGUCUUUGUAUCCCCCCCCCCAGAUCACACAUGUGUAUUUAUACAUUUCACUUGAUAUAAAGUUAUGCUAAAAGUCCAAUAUGUGUACGGUAUUUAGGGUCAUGCUUGGUGAUAGUGAAAUAAAUAAGAUGAUAAUGGACAUGCAGAAGCAUGUUCCCGUCUCCUCUCCUCGCCUCGCCAUGACUCACCAGGAAGCCGGUUCCCACACAGGACCCCGCGUUCCUGGGUUCUUUGUCUGGUCAUGUCCCUGCAAGGCCACACCCCCUACUCUCAUGCUUUCACGGGGAAACAAGAGGUGGCGGGAAGGGGAAGGCAUGGGUGAGUCAUGUGUGGGUGUGUAGCGUGGUGGCCUAUGAAAGCGGCGUGUGAGCCCCACAGGGGACCACAACACUCCGGGUGCUUCCCGGGACAUCCUGAUCCUGAUCGUCUCCACACUCCUUUACUUGCUCGCCACGCCGAAGAUGCUGCAAAGACUGCUGCUCACGUCCCUCCUGGCGCUGGCCUCCGGGAUGGCUUCAGCGGGGGGCAGCCGGGGGAAGUUCCAACUUCAAGGCACCAUGAGCUGCACCUGGGUGGCCCCAGAGCGCCAAGCGGACCCGGUGAGGGUGUCGGUGAAGUGCGAGGACCCGGUGGCGCGCAUCCGAGGCGGGGUGACCGACAUGGAGUGUGCCUACGAGGGGAGGCCGCAGAGCUGCCCCGCCUACCGCUCCGACCCUCGGACCUUCUGGAAGCAGGUGGGGCGCAACUUCAAGAGGCUGAAGGGGCGUGUCUGCCUGGAUGAGACGGCGCUCGUGAGGGCGGGCGCGUGCAAGGGGGCGCCCCGUGACGCCCACUUCAAGCUGGACAUCAGAAGCUCCGUCAGCGCGGCGCAGUCCGGAGGGAUGGAUCUCCCCCUGAGACCGACUCGCCCCGGCUCCAUGACGCUGGGCCCGAUAGGAUCCACGCCCUGCCCCGAGACCCAGAGGCGGGCGGAGGAGUACUGCAGCAGCACCUGGGCCAACCUGUGCGCCUUCUUCCUGUCCGUCCUGCAGAACGACACCUGCUAGGACGCCCGGUGCUCGACCGUGUUAGCCGCUAGCUUGCUGGGAAAGAUGCCUGGCAGCCCUUCUUUACGAUAUAGAUUUCUAUUUCAUACAGAGUACAAUUUAUGUUUCAUAUAGAGUACAAUUUAUGUUUCAUAUAGAGUACAAUUUAUGUUGUACAUUGUUACAUCAUGUAUAAUAAACUAUGUCCUCACCCUAAACGUUAUUUUUGUGUCAUUUCAUGUCUGUCUGGCAAACAUCAAUA